AUGACCGGCCUCACCAAGACACCAAGUCAACAUGUCAACAUCUCAACAUCGGCUCAACACCCCACCACCACCAUCAACGCCAACAUAUUUUCGAGCCUCUCAGCCCUGUCCCGCGAUACCCCCGUCAAAACCUCCGAUGCGUCCCAUAGGAAGACGACGCUCAACAACACCCUCAAAGUCCUCAUCAAGUUCGCCCUCAUCGAGCGGACCACCGAGUCCCACAACAGCAUCACACCCCUAACCCGCAGCGCUAGCACAGUUAGCUCUCGCACUUCUACCAACCGCAGUCUCGACACUCCUGGUACGAAUCAACAUCGGAAUUACAGUGACUCCUCUGACUCGCUCGACCUCUUGCGGAUUCACUCGGUCCUUCUGCCGUGUUUUCUGCCAUGCUUUAUCCUGCCGUGGGGAGUCGUGCGCAUGCCUCGCAACCACCUGCCGAAUUACGCUGAAGGGCAGCAGCAGCAGCAGCAGCAGCACCAACAAGACGACCAACAAGACGGCCAACAAGACGGCCAACAAGACGACCAACAAGACGACCAGUUGCAUCAGGAACAGCAGCAGGAGCCACAGUUGGAGCUUUGGCAUAGACGAGUUCAUGUUCCAGACGUGGAGAUGGCUGUCGUCGCCGCUGAUCCCGCCCCUCCCCAGCACCAAGACCCCUAG
Neurospora crassa OR74A is the source of this 666-nucleotide messenger RNA. RefSeq lists its product as hypothetical. The coding region runs from base 1 to 666 and encodes 221 amino acids. NCBI's taxonomy places the organism in Eukaryota, Fungi, Ascomycota, Sordariomycetes, Sordariales, Sordariaceae. The transcript has 3 exons. The record is from RefSeq and is a predicted model, not a curated record.